UUUUUUUUACACAUGUCUCAAAAGCAGAACCAGAAACCCAGGAAUCAUGUGAUUUCAGGGAAAGAGAAGCUGAAGUGUAGUUGAGCUGUUGUGUGUUUGUGUCUCUGUAUUCAAGCAGUAAAAUGGCCAAAGCCAGAGUUUCUCAGGAUGAGUUCUUGUGUCCAGUGUGUCUGGAUCUCAUGAAGGAUCCAGUGACCAGUUCCUGUGGACACAGUUACUGUAAGAUCUGUAUUACAGACUUCUGGGAUCAAGAGGAUCAUAAGGGAAUCUGCUUCUGCCCUCAGUGCAGACAGACCUUCAGUCCAAGACCUGCUUUAUCUAGAAACACCAUGCUGGCUGAAGUGGUAGAGAAACUGGAGAAGACCAGACUCUCUGAUGACUGUUACGCUGGAGCUGGAGAUGUGCAGUGUGACGUCUGUACUGGAAGAAAAUACAAAGCCAUCAAAUCCUGUCUGGUGUGUCUGAACUCUUACUGUCAGAAUCACCUCGAACAACAUGAGAGUUGGUUUAAUGGAAAGAGACACAAUCUGACUGAUGCCACUGGACGACUGCAGGAGAUGAUCUGCCAGAAACAUGAGAAGACCCUUGAGGUUUUCUGUCGCACUGACCAGGAAUGUAUAUGUGUGUUGUGUAUGGAUGACCAUAAAAACCACGACACUGUAUCAGCUGCAGCACAGAGGACAGAGAAACAGGACCAGCUGAAAGAGAUGCAGAAGACGCUCCAGCAGAUAAUCCAGCAGAGAGAGAAAGAUCUUCAGCAGCUGAGAGAGGCUGUGGAGUCUCAUAAGCGCUCUGCACAGACAGCAGUGGAGGACAGUGAGAGGAUCUUUACUGAGCUCAUCCGCUCCAUUGAGAGCAGCCGCUCUGAGCUGAUACAGCUGAUCAGAGAUCAGGAAAAGACUGCAGUGAGUCCAGCUGAAGGACAACUGGAGCGACUGGAGCAGGAGAUCAAUGAUCUGAGGAGGAGAGACGCUGAGCUGGAGCAGCUUUCAAACACACAGGAUCACAUUCUGUUCCUGCAGAGUUUCCAGUCUCUUUCAGCACUUCCUGAAUCUACAGACGUAAAUGAUGAAGUCUUCAGUUCUCUCGUCUCUUUUGAUUAUCUGAGAGAAUCUGUCCAUCAGCUGAGAGACAAACUGGAGGAUUUCUGCAAAGAUGAGCUCAAGAAGAUCUCAGACAGAGUCACAUUCACCAACAUUUCUCUCUGGACCAGGAACGACUUCCUACAAUAUUCCCACCAGCUCACUCUGGAUCCAAACACAGUGAAUAAUUACAUCUGUCUGUCUGAGAGUAACAGAGUGAUUACUGUUGGUAACAGACCCCAUUACUAUCCUGAUCAUCCAGACAGAUUUGAUGUGAAUCAGGUGUUGUGUAGAGAGAGUGUGUGUGGACGCUGUUACUGGGAGAUUGAGUGGAGUGGAAGUGUGUUUAUAUCAGUGUCAUAUAAGAGCAUCAGCAGGAAGGGGUCGGGUCAUGAGUGUGUGUUUGGAUACAAUGAUCAGUCCUGGAAUUUGGACUGUUCUCCCUCCAGUUACUUAUUCAGACACAAUAACAUACACACUAUUCUCUCUGUAGAGUCCAUCAGCAGUAGAAUAGGAGUGUUUGUGGAUCCCAUUGCAGGAACUCUGUCCUUCUACAGCGUCUCUGACACAAUGAGCCUCAUCCACACAGUCCAGACCACAUUCACUCAGACGCUCUAUCCUGGGUUUUAUGUUGGUUCUAGUGAAUCAUCAGUGAAACUGUGUUGGUGAAUAAGAAUACACUGACUAGAGAUUCUACCCAUAAUGCUUUGAGCUGCAUGAUGAAUCAGUAACAGUGAGAUGUUAAAGAGUCUCUUCUCUCUCUGGGGUCGUGCACAUAUCUCGUCUUUUGCGUGCUCAAGUUCCUAAUUUCAAAUAUUCUUGUUUCUUCAGGCGAUGAACGGAACAGCUAAUCAUUACAGAUUAUGAUUAUUUGUCUUUCUUGCUUUCUCAGUUGUUUUUCUCACAAUGAUUGUUUGAUGUUUAUAACACAAUGCCUGUGAGUCUACUGUUGCUAUAGUAACAAACCCUACCGCGUGCUCUUCUACUAUAUGUUGUGAUAUUUCAGACAUAUUUGCUUCACAGAGUACGAAGCUCUACAAUAAAUGAAUAUAUGCUCAUCAAUCGUUGCUGAUUUUUGUUUUUCCUAGAGACAAAAUGCUAAAAAUUUGUUUGUAUAAUUAACAUGUUAAUGAUCAGAGCAUGACAGGGGCCUGAAGCAAAAAAGAGGGCAUUAAGGGGGUUAGAGCUUGUUAAUACAAAUUAUCCAGUUGUUACAAAUAUACAUUUAAAAUAAAAGACAGCACAAUCAUUACUAAUUUCAGAUAUUAUUGUAGAUGUUUAAAAAGAAUGGUAACACUUUGGAAUACUGUUUCUUACUUACUGCAUAACUAAUAAGAAAUUAUUGAAAAACUAACAGUUGAUUAUUCAUAAAAGACUUAACUCACUGCUGUUAACUACUAAGGAAGAUGUGUUUACUUGCCUAUAAUGGAAAUGAAAUGUGCAUUUUGUUUGCUUCUAAAUGUUUAACUUUUGAUUAUAAAAUGUUUGUUAAAUUAGUUUAAAUCUGGGCAGUAUACAUGUUAAAAUUG
Carassius auratus (goldfish) is the source of this 2611-nucleotide messenger RNA. RefSeq names its product tripartite motif-containing protein 16-like. The coding region runs from base 123 to 1751 and encodes 542 amino acids. The transcript is spliced from 6 exons. Gene Ontology annotation, molecular function: protein binding; zinc ion binding. Lineage: Eukaryota; Metazoa; Chordata; Actinopteri; Cypriniformes; Cyprinidae. The record is from RefSeq and is a predicted model, not a curated record.